Molecule: messenger RNA, 1665 nt
Organism: Argentina anserina (silverweed cinquefoil)
Lineage: Eukaryota; Viridiplantae; Streptophyta; Magnoliopsida; Rosales; Rosaceae
Product: (R)-mandelonitrile lyase 1-like
Exons: 4
Coding region: 1-1665 (554 amino acids)
Molecular function (GO): flavin adenine dinucleotide binding; oxidoreductase activity, acting on CH-OH group of donors
Source: RefSeq, a predicted model, not a curated record
AUGGAGAAAUCAACACCAGCCGCUAGACUACUGCUCUUUAAUCUUUUCAUCCUUGGCUUUCAGGCUCAUUCAGCCUUUCUUUCAUCCGCCAAUGCAUCUGCAUAUGAUCAGGAUUUUAGUUACAUGAAGAUUGUGAAGGAUGCUACCGAUCUACCGUUGGUAAAUACAUAUGACUACAUUGUAGUUGGUGGAGGAACUGCAGGGUGUCCCCUAGCAGCAACAUUAUCAGCAAACUACACUGUGCUUGUUCUUGAAAGGGGUGGUGCUCCUACUACACAUCCCAAUGUCUUGAAAGAAGAAGGGUUUCUGAGUACUCUCAUGCAAGAAGAUGAUGGUAAGACCACACCAGCUCAAAGGUUUACAUCAGAAGAUGGUGUUGCUAUUGUCAGAGGAAGGGUAUUAGGUGGCUCGACCAUGAUAAAUGCUGGUUUCUACUCCAGAGCUGACAAACAAUUCUUUAUCAAAUCAGGAAUUGACUGGGAUAUAGAUUUGGUCGAGAACGCAUAUCAGUGGGUUGAAAACACUGUUGUCUCUCGCCCAAACUUGCUACGAACAAAUUGGCAGUCUGUUGUGAAAGAAGCGUUGUUGGAAGCUGGUGUUGGUCCAGACAAUGGAUUCAGUUUAGAUCACAUUAAGGGAACUAAAGUUGGCGGUUCUACUUUUGAUUCAGAUGGAAGGAGACACGGAGCUGAUCAAUUGCUGAACAAAGGAAACAUAAGGAACUUGCAAGUGGGAAUUCACGCCACAGUCGAGAGAAUCAUCUUCUCUUCCAAAGGAUCAAGUAUUUCAGCUCGAGGUGUGAGAUAUACCGAUUCCAACGGUAGGUCACAUUGGGCGUUUGUACGUGGUAAGAGAGAGGUUAUUCUGAGUGCAGGGGCGAUUGGAAGUCCUCAGCUUCUACUUCUUAGUGGUGUUGGUCCUCAGUCCUAUCUAUCAUCUUUGAAAAUCCCAGUUGUUCACCCCCAACCUUACACUGGAAACUUUAUGUAUGACAAUCCUCGUAAUUUCAUUAAUAUAUUAUCCCCAAUUCCACUACAGCCCUCAAAUGUAAAGAUUGUUGGUAUUACCGACCAUUUCUACGUAGAGACCUUCUCCAGCUUGCCAAUUUCGACUAUACCCUUCAGUAUUUUUUCAGAUCCAACUAAACCUGUAGAGAUAAAUUCAAGUUGGGGACACAUUGCCGUGAAAUCGGAAGGACCUUCUUCUUAUGGUACUCUUAAGCUUCAAUCAUCAUCUGAUGUGAAAGUUGGUCCAAGUGUCCGCUUCAACUAUUUUGCAGAUCCCUUGGACCUUGAUUACUGUGUUUCGGGCAUGAAGAUGAUUGGGGAAUUAUUAAAUACGGAGUCACUGAGACCAUUUAAGGUUCAAGCUUCAUCCGGCACAAAAGCUUACCAGUUUUACGGUCAAACUCUACCCAUGAACGAGACAGACGAUGCAUCUUUUGGACAAUUCUGUCGUGAUACAGUAUCAACAUUUUGGCAUUUCCACGGUGGAUGCCUCGUCGGAAAAGUGGUUGAUAGCAGCUUGAGGGUCAUGGGAAUCGACGGAUUACGCAUUGUUGAUGCCUCCACAUUCAAUUUCACACCAGGAACAAAUCCUCAGGCCAGCCUUAUGAUGUUGGGCAGGUACAUUGGCACUAAGAUGUUGCAACAGAGAUCUUCUUAA